AUGCCCAGUACUGCGGUUCGCUUCGGACCGUUCAACUACCCGGUUUUACACAUUUGGCAUCGAGACAAUGGAAACAAUAGUGGCAACAGUUUUCCCGUCUUUACAGGGCUUAAGGGUGUCCAACCAGUUUCCGCCGCUCGAGUAUGGUCAUAUCAAUACGACUCAACCUCGGUCGGUCUGCGUGGGGCUGUCGAAUUGCUCAACGUGACUGAGUUCCCAUCCUUCUUGCUCUACAAGCCACUACCUGGUCAACCAGCAACAAACGCAACCAGUCUAGUGGACCUCGGCACAGUCUUCAGCAUGCUCGAUGCCUUGAUUACCGCCUCACGGACUCAUCUACGACCAACAAAAACAAACUCACCAGUACUGCGAUAUGCCACGAAGCACAACUGGAUCGACCGUCUGCAUCACUACCUCGCCGGCUUUGCUGCCAAGAAUUACGCUUGGAGAUUACACUCGCUACAUGCCCCCAACAUCUCCCACAAUGCGCUUGCGAUAUGCUCCAAGGACGGCUUCGAGCAACGAUCUACGCCACGUCCUCGCUUCUGCAAUCAUCCUGGUAUCUGGAAAUGCAAACAUCCACUGAACGCGUCAUUGCCCGACGUCCGACUUUGGGACCACAUGGACCUGCGUCUUCAAUCAUUGCAGCAACAAUAUCCAGACUUAAGACUCGAUGUGGUAGUGGUAUCUUCGCAGAGACCGUCGUCCACAUCGGGAGGAAAACGCUCUACUUUCUACAUCUACGAGGCACUGGAAAUCGUCGUGUUAACCAGAGGCAGACGUUGUGUCGAGGAUUCUGGUACAAAGAUCACAACGUGCAUGGCGGUGUUUGUAGACGACUAUCGCUACGAGCGCGAUAUAGUUCGGACUAAUCUGGUCGACUGGUACAGGAUCGUUUCGAUACUACGAGGUGGUGCACAGGUAUACGUGUGGAUUCGAGUAUUAUUGCUGGGAUAUGGGGCGUACACUGCUACUUGGAGAUCGAACUCCCGGUUGGUAUCGAUGGUGUCAAUAGUAUUCAAGAUCCCCUUCCAAGUCAUCGUGUACUCGAGUUUAUUGCCUGUUAGUAUGUACGUGGGAGCUCUUGUUCUGGAUAAUAGUUUUACGGAUAUCUUUCUGGAUUCAUACUGGGCUUCAGUAGGAGGAGCUGUCAACUUGAAGUGGGUCCCAUUUAUCCAGACAACGUCAGUACAAAUGCGUUGCGUCUGGUUGCUGGCUCUGUUGGCAAGUGGUGUGUUAUUCGCUAUGAGAAGAUUGCGAUGCAAUGGUGAAGGAAUCCUUGGGAUUCGUGGACUUGUGAUCAGCUUGACAGCUUCACUCACAGUCUUUGGACCGUACAAGAGCGUCUACUAUCGUGAUAUGAACAUCACGAGCAUUUUUCGCAUCCCCGACGAAGGUCCGACGAUGGACAUCGUGCGCUCGACGAUCCCAGGAGAUUAUUUGAAUUCAUCGUCCUACUUCUUCGGUAACAGUUUGAAAACCAUGCGCUUGUGUGUUACAGCAGUGGGUGGAUGUGCCAUGGCUGUCAAACUUUUGGGAUAUAUGUCACCUACAACUUCCAGAGGUUACCACAUUAUUCGUGGAAUGAUAUUCCGAUUCUCACAAAUUUCUCCAUACGGGAUCGAACGUCUCUGGACGACCACAUCGCCAAUUAUCCACUUUAGAGCCCCGAUUCGUCUACAGAAGGCUCCGAAUACGCCUACGUCCAAAGCAACAAACCGCACGCAGAUACAGUAUUUCUCACCAGUUUCCGGCGCGUCCCGAGUUGUUCCAUCGCCUCCUCCAAACGCACGAGGCUCAUCACGAACAUUCCUCACUACGGACUCGUCAUCUCAUAGAUGUCGAUGGUAUUCGUGGCUUUUUUGUUGUGUAAAGGACAUUGCUGAGGAUUUCAGGAGAACUCAGCUAUUAACUGGAGCGUUGACUACACGCAGCAUCGAAUCGCACUCCAUUGUACAACUCAUGAACAUCGCUAUGAUGACGGAUCCGUGGAAUUUCUUCUGGCUUCGAGCUAUCGGGGUCCAGCUUUACUUGUACCAAAUUCGACCUUCUCCAGGCGAUCGUAAAAGUUUCUUGCCAUUCGCCGUCAUUUUACCGUAUGCGCCAGACGAAAUCGAAGAACGCACGGGGUUAAGCGUCGAAGACUACGAACUUCUUGACUCUGCGAGCUCACGAGACGUUCCGAUGUUCAUACUGCUUCAAUGCGGGUAA
Phytophthora nicotianae INRA-310 is the source of this 2211-nucleotide messenger RNA. RefSeq lists its product as hypothetical. The transcript has a single exon. Bases 1 to 2211 code for a protein of 736 amino acids. The record is from RefSeq and is a predicted model, not a curated record. Lineage: Eukaryota; Oomycota; Peronosporomycetes; Peronosporales; Peronosporaceae.